Messenger RNA from Rangifer tarandus platyrhynchus (Svalbard reindeer), 339 nucleotides. Lineage: Eukaryota; Metazoa; Chordata; Mammalia; Artiodactyla; Cervidae. The record is from the annotation of a GenBank genome assembly.
AUGAAUGCUGGGCGGCUUGUGCCCUGGGGAAGGCGGGAGGACGGGGUGCAGGAAGCUUGGAAAAACUAUCAUCUGAGCCUGCCUUGGCUGUAUUUUCUCAUUCCUGCCCAUUCACUACAGCCCAGGUCCUGUCGGGCUCGCUCUUUCCUGCAGUCCUGUCUUGAAUGCCCUGAACUCUACUCUGAUUCAUGUCCCCAGGCCUCUAGCUUGUUUGUCUUACCAGAAAUGUGUGGAAUUUGGAAUUUCUCACAAGUGGUGGAGUCUGUGGUAGUGAAACCUGAGGGAAGGGGACAGGGCACAACCUUUAAAAGAAUGACAGAGCCCGAGGACACGACAUAA